This is a messenger RNA of Malus domestica (apple), 399 nucleotides long. NCBI's taxonomy places the organism in Eukaryota, Viridiplantae, Streptophyta, Magnoliopsida, Rosales, Rosaceae. The record is from RefSeq and is a predicted model, not a curated record.
AUGAAGCUUGUGAUAUGGCCAAAAGUAUUGACCAUAUCUACUUGUGAGGUGAAUGAAGCUCUGAAGGGCAUUCUGAAAGGGGUGUCCUCUCCUUAUCCCCGUCCUCCAGCACCGUCGAAUGAGGGAAACGGCGAAGCUAAUGGCAACGGCAAGAACGGUGGGAAGUCAAAGGGAAACGACGAAGCCAAUGGCGACGGGAAGGGCAAUUCUGGGAAGUCCAACAGUGACGAAACAUCACACAACAAAUCCAACGCCAAGAACGGUAGUGGGAACUCCAACGGCAAGAAUGGUGGGAAGUUGGAUGGAAACGGCGGAGCCAACGGUGACAGGGCAGCAAACGGUGGAAAUAGGGAUCUGCCGAAACUAGAACUGUACGAUGACUUUUCUGCAGAUUUUUGA